This is a messenger RNA of Colletotrichum scovillei, 4864 nucleotides long. Its product is annotated as fungal specific transcription factor domain-containing protein. The transcript has a single exon. Gene Ontology annotation, biological process: regulation of DNA-templated transcription; DNA-templated transcription. Lineage: Eukaryota; Fungi; Ascomycota; Sordariomycetes; Glomerellales; Glomerellaceae. Gene Ontology annotation, molecular function: DNA-binding transcription factor activity, RNA polymerase II-specific; zinc ion binding; DNA binding. The record is from RefSeq and is a predicted model, not a curated record. The coding region runs from base 1242 to 3827 and encodes 861 amino acids.
CAUUGGCCCCCCCUGCCUCCUGCGCAAGAGGUUGAGAAAAGCACCCCAGCCGAGUCCAAGUGGGCUUGUUCGACGGGAAAUGCCAUUGAGUCGCGGCACAGCGACCUUAUUUUCGAAGCUGUUGCCGAUUCGCCAUCACCAAUCCUUGGUGUCGACGCUUAAAGGCAGGGAUCAUGGGGUUUCCUGGUGACUUGUCCGAGGUUCCUGGACCCCCUGCUCUGUUGAACCGGGACCCUGGCAUCCCAGCAGCGCCCACUCUCCGGUCGAAACACGUUAGUUACUUUGGUUGAUGAGCAUCUUCCACAGCCCUGUUCUUCCUCCUUGCUUCCUGGGUCCAGCGGCAGCAAGGAUCCCGUCCAGCCCUCCACCACUCUCCAGAGAUAAUAUUUCCGAUUCUGCUUUCAUGGCGCGGAGAGCCCCGGAUCCAGUCCAGAACUAAAGCCUCGAGGGCACCGCAAACCAUCGUCACUAAAACCUCCGGCGGUGUUGUACCCGUCGAGUGACAUGACGGCCCAAGACCACCAUACCUUGCCUUGCCUAGCCUCCCUUGUCCGUCUUUUCUUACCCGCUUCCUCGUUGCUCCGACUAGACGCCGCUUGCUAUUAGUCUUUCACAUUUCUGCCACCAUCCCGCAGAGCCACACAGCUUGUCAUUCUUUACAUCUCUCUACCCUCCGCGCAACCUACAUCUGGUGCUUGUCUCCCCUACCGGUUUCCAUCCUCCACGACCCCACGCCGCCCUCUUUCGUUUUGACUACGCUUGCUUAGCAUCUUGCUCGCUGCUUGCGUAUAUCAUACAAGCUGGCAUCCUCUCGACGGAUCACGGAGAGUCUACCCGCUAAUCAAGCUGUUGCGUAACAGAUGCCACUUGGUGUCAGCAUCUUCGACAGUUGAUCAGACAGCAAGGCAGCCGUGCCUCUUUCUUGUCUGCUCUGCAGUCCUGUACUCGGAAGGCGGAGCUCAGACAAGCAAGUCAUUGGGCGUUAGGAAUCUAGCCGGCUUUGGGUCACACAGAGCUACAGCACAACGGAUACGCUUCAACGUCGCCAAAGAUAAUCGUUGUGCCCUCGUUGCCCGGACGCGAAGAGAUACGAAUAGUGGAAAAGCUCAACCUGCAGAACACGGCACUCGCUCUCCCGGAGGAUAUCAUAUUGCACACCAAAGAGUUUUCUCGGAAUACUUAACCGUGUGUUUGGUCCAGUACGGCAACCUUCCAACCGCAGGACUCGACAAACCGUCUGUAUGUUCGUGGAGCGCCGUUUGCAUACCGUCCACCGACUUGGGGAGCCUGUGGAGUCUUCUUUGAACCAGACUCACGAGCACUGGUCCGUUGAACCGCGCUCCGCCAUGGCUGCGUCGUCGCACAACCCAUAUCCACGAUCUCCUAAUCCCUCCACCAGGUCGUACGACUCAUCUUCAGUCUCCUCUGCCACAUCUCCGAGACAACCUGCCCAGUACAUCCCGCGAGGUCUGAUGAACACUGGGGCGAGAACAACUGCGGCACCACCUCCUCAGCCCAUUGGGAUCCCACCUCUACCGCCGAUGAACCAAAACGCCUUUACGCCCUACACACCAGUGACUGCUGGCUCAAUGAUGGGCCGCGACUCUCUGCCAUCGGCCGAUUCCGUGGCAAGCACACCUGGCCCGUCAACAGCUUCACUACCCCCAAUUUCCCAAGCUCAGAAGAGGGCGUACAGGCAGAGAAGGAAGGACCCGAGCUGCGAUGCAUGCCGUGAGAGAAAGGUCAAAUGCGACGCUACAGAGACAACGAGUUGUUCAGAGUGUUCAAGCCGCAAUGUCAAGUGCCAAUUUACAAAAGAGACUAACCGACGGAUGUCCUCGAUCAAGCAGGUGCAGGACCUAGAGAAGCAGAUGGAACGCCUCAGGCGGGACAAUCUCAACUUGAAGAGAGCGCUCCAGGAGCGAGACGGUGCGAUGGACGUGGAUCCGGAUGGUCUCGAGCAAUUGCCCCUUCAGCUACCGGAGCUAGGUGUCGAGAUCAAGCGAAGGAAGCGGCCAGCCCCUAUUCACGACUUGGCGCGGGCAAGAUCGAAUAUGCGCAUUUUCUCCAGAGGCAUCUGGAAAGCACCUGCUCAGUACCGCCAGGCACCUUCGACGCCUUUGUUUGAUCCUCAGAGACCAGACUUGCCUCCCAGGCAGACGACUGACCAGCUCCUGCACACGUAUUACGGCUCCGCGCACACCAUGUUCCCCAUCCUUCAUUGGCCAACAUUCCAGAUGGGAGUCGAAGACCUCUACAGAAUUGGCAACACGAAAUCCGUGCAGCCGGCAUGGUUAUCGACGUUCUUCGCGGCUCUGGCACUCGGCAGCCUAUUCACCCAGGAUCCCCAUCGCGCGUUCCGGGCGGCGGAACUACUGGAAGUUGCCAGGGGUAUGAUCGACCCUUGGAACAACGACUACGUCCUUGACAACGUACGCGCACUGCUUCUCGUUACUCUCUGUCUCAACGAGAUGAACCAGAAGUCUGCUGCCUGGACAUGGCUAGGCACGGCAGUACGAGCUGGACAAGACUUGGGAUUGUACUCGGAAUCCGGACCGUGGCCUGUGAUUGAAGGCGAAACGCGACGGCGGGUAUGGUGGACGAUCUACAUCCUGGACAGGAGUUUGGCUCUCGACCUUGGACGACCAGUGCUGAUCGACGACACUGACUGCGACGUCUCGCUGCCUGCCCCGGUGGACGAUCAUUAUAUUCACGAGGGAGGCAUUAUGGUUCCUCCUGGCCGCGAGCCCCUGAAUCACUCUCUCUUGGCUGUUAUCAACGUCGUCAGGUCAUAUUCUUCUUUGAUCAAGACACUGGCUGCCCCAAUCGUGGUGCCCACCAGGCUCGCAACCUUCGAGACGCACUUCAACGCCUGCCAUGCACAAUUCCCUCAAGUGUGCGACACAGCCAGCACAGGGCAAAUAUCGCCUCACCUCCUGACGCCCUACACCUACCUUCUCCACGCUCGUCUCGCGUUACACCGCCACAACCUGGCUCCGACUUGCCCGUCCGAUGUACGCCUUGCUGCCAUGGAGCAGUGCACUCACAUUGCUCUUGAAACAGCGUCGCUCCUCUCGCGUGCAACCCCGACCCUUGCCGACGGCGCUACUGCCCUCCUCACCACCCACACGUUCCGCUGUGCCCUCUUCCUCCUUCUGGCAGGAUACUGGGACCAUGCAACGACGUGUCUGCGUGCUCUAGCGACCAUAGACUCGAAACGCGAUGUUGCCAUCCCCUGUGGACGAUUCCUCGCCUUCUUCGUAUCUACACUAGGCACGAAGCGCACCGAGUAUGCGGCAUUUGUUGCCCGCACGACGCCUCCGAAACCAUUCGCCCCGCCUCCUCCACCACAUGGCCGUUCCGGACCUACCCCGCUGCAGGAGGCUCUGAUGCAGGACGAGGAGCUCCUGGCAUAUGUCAGCGCUGAUCUGCAGGCGGCGCCAGACUCGGCCUGGGUCUGGGCCGGCGGCGAGCGCGAGGCCAUCCUCUCCCCGACCUCCCCCGGAUCCAUCACAGCUUCUGGCGGUGCCAGCAGCGGGCUCUUCAGCGCUGAGCAAAGAACUGGCUUGAGCGAGGAGGAAGUCAAGGAGUGGGGAGGGUGGGAACGCCUUGAGGCAGCCUUGCGAGGGCUGGCCUCAGGUAACACUACGCCCACGCCGACAUCCGCGACUUGGACGUCUGCUCUACCGGCCGGGAUCAAGACCGAAGGCACGCCGACGUUACCGAGCAUAAUCCCGGGCCCCGGCGAAGGCAGCAGCACCAACAGCCCAACAACGAGCACCAAGGGCCGGCCCCAGGACAGGUUGAGCAUCGCAAACAUCAUUUAGAGAGAGUCAGGGGUUCGGAAUCGAACCUCAUGCUCUCUUCCUGAAGCGGCUCAAUCUUGCAUAGCACGGGGCAGGCCGGUGGAUCGGAGCCCCUAUCGAUAGGGGUCCCCAAAAGCUGCAUAACAACCACUUCUUGGUGUUCCAUUACAUCACAACAAACACUAGGCAACAAAUCAUGACUGUUUACGAACGUCACGGAAAUGAAGCCAUGUAGACCAUGUCAGGCCCCUACAAAGGGGUCUCUGUCAUGAUGGUCCCAUGACAGUAAGCCGGAUUCAAGGAAAGAACUCCGAUGUACGAUAAUGUGUUGUCGCAAGGGGCUUACAACGUCUUCUUCACUCGACUUCUCUCUCAUCUACUUUUCUCUAUUACAAGAGUUACUUUGAUCCGAUCAUUCCUUUUUCUCUCUCUUUUUUCCUUCCAUUCUUUGGAUCUCAACAAACCCUGAGCGGGAGUAGCCAUACAGGCCCCCUCAAACCAUUCGUUAACACCUUAAUGUCUGCACCAUCUUAACAGCAAGAGGCGAGAAGGGCGGAGGUACGGAAGUAGGCCAGAAGCCUAUUCCCGGUUGCUUUUUCUUUUUUUCCUCUUUGUUCACGGCCCGGUUCGCUGGAUGACCGCGCCUGGGUAAAAAAAAAAAAAAAGGGAGUUGCAAACACUUCGAGAAGAAGAGGGCUAUGGCAUAGGGAUGGUUUUUCGUAAUGGACGCGGCACAGCGAGGAGGCGAAGGAGGGGAUGGGGAAGAGGCCGGGCCUUUUUUUCCUUUUGGUGCAAUACCCAGCAGAGAGGAUGAAUUGGGGCUGGAAUCGGUCUGAAUUGGGUGUCUUUUUUUGUCUAUAUGGCAUAUCGCUACUUGUUCAUCAUUUCUUUUUACCCUUUUUUUGUUUGUUACUGUACCACAGGCUUGCAAAACGGGGGUUUAUGUUGUUGUUGCACGGAGAGUUUGGGGGAAAAAAGACGAAAGUGCAAUUGCACCUGAAACCUUUUUUUCUUGCACAAAGGACACUUUUUUAUGUACAAAUGAAGCAAGAAAUGAG